Messenger RNA from Contarinia nasturtii (swede midge), 2575 nucleotides. Its product is annotated as calcium-binding mitochondrial carrier protein Aralar1-like. Gene Ontology annotation, biological process: L-glutamate transmembrane transport; malate-aspartate shuttle; aspartate transmembrane transport. The coding region runs from base 472 to 2478 and encodes 668 amino acids. The transcript is spliced from 10 exons. Gene Ontology annotation, molecular function: L-aspartate transmembrane transporter activity; L-glutamate transmembrane transporter activity; calcium ion binding. Lineage: Eukaryota; Metazoa; Arthropoda; Insecta; Diptera; Cecidomyiidae. The record is from RefSeq and is a predicted model, not a curated record.
AAGCAUGACAUUUAGUGAUGAAACUCGUGAAGUGACGUGCCAGUUCAGUUGUUUACGCGCUCAAAAAUUGUUCGGCAAAUAAAAAAACCAAAUUCAUUUUUGGUGUUGAUUUGUCUCUCUCAUUCGGUUGAUAGCAUUUCUAUUUCUUUUCAAAUUGAUAAAUCGUUUGUUGUGUUCAACUGGCAACAACACAUACACAUAUCGAAUAAAAUUGAACCUACGAAAAGACAUAAACGAUUGACUUGGUUCAUUUGUUAGCUAUAAGUUGUAUCGACCGAACGAGAAGAGACAGCGAACAAAAAACAAGUGUUCGAAUAAAAAAUAUUUAGCAAAAUUUCGUGUGAUUGUGUUCAUUAAAAUAAGAAACAAAUUAUUUGCAAUUGUUUCAAAAUAUCUAUCAUCAGUUGUUGCUGUUGUUGUUUGCUUCAGAGAAGGUUUAUUCAAGGUCAAUUCAUUUGUGCCGGCUAUACAAUGGGUCCAAUACAUAUAAAACGAGCGACGACUGAGAAGUUGCGUGAGACUUUCUUAAAAUAUGCAUCACACCAACAGAAUGGCGAAUUUUACAUGACCACGGAGGAUUUCAUUCGAGGCUAUCUGAGGCUAUUUCCGGAAGCAAAUUAUAAUAAGGAUUCAGUGAAUUUGAUGGGCAGCAUAGCUGACACGAGUAAGGAUGGAUUGAUAUCAUUUGCAGAGUUUCAGGCAUUCGAAGGAUUGCUUUGUACACCAGACGCACUCUAUAAAACCGCUUUUCAGCUAUUCGACACAAAUGGCAACGGAACCGUCAAUUACAAUGAAUUCUGUGAAAUUAUCAAAAAGACGGAAUUGCAUGCCAAAAUUCCAUUCCAUUUGGAUGGGCCAUUCGUACAAAGAUAUUUUGGAAAAGACAAAAAACGGGCCAUCAACUAUGCUGAGUUCUCGCAAUUGCUGCACGAUUUUCACGAGGAGCACGCCAAAGAAGCAUUUAAAAGCAAAGAUCCAAAUGGCACCGGCUAUAUUUCACCGAUGGAUUUUCUGGAUAUUAUGGUCAGCGUGAAGAGCCAUUUGCUCACACACGAUGUUAAAGACAAUUUAGUGGCUGUUACCGAAGGACGUAAAGUGAGCUUCGCUUAUUUUAUGGCCUUUAAUUCGUUAUUAAAUAAUAUGGAGUUAAUCAAACGUGUUUAUUUGAAUGCAACCGGUGGCAGCCGCUUAGAACCAAUUACAAAAGACGAGUUACUGUUAUCGGCACAGCUCAUGAGUCAAAUUACGCCGCUUGAAAUUGACAUUUUAUAUCAAUUGGCUGGAGUGCUUCAUCAGCCGGGCCCGGACCUGCGACUAUUGUAUAGUGAUUUAAAUAAUAUUGCCCCAGAGCAUUAUACGAAAAGCAUUACAGCACGGUUGACGGACAUUCAAGCAGUAUCCAGCCCAGACGAUCGAGGCAUUUUUAUUCAAGUGCUGGAAAGUGCAUACAGAUUCACAUUGGGGUCGUUUGCUGGAGCGGUUGGUGCGACGGCCGUGUAUCCGAUCGAUUUGGUGAAAACUCGUAUGCAAAAUCAAAGAACCGGAUCACUGGUCGGCGAAGUGGCAUAUCGUAAUUCAAUCGAUUGCUUCAAAAAAGUCAUCCGUCACGAAGGUGUGCUUGGACUAUACCGUGGUUUGGUGCCGCAAUUAAUCGGUGUUGCACCCGAAAAAGCAAUAAAAUUAACGGUCAACGAUUUGGUCAGGGACAAAUUAACGCCAAAAGAUGGUGUGUUACCAUAUUAUUAUGAAUGUAUCGCUGGUGCAUGCGCUGGCGCAUCACAAGUUGUGUUCACGAAUCCCCUGGAAAUUGUAAAAAUUCGAUUGCAAGUGGCCGGAGAGAUAGCUGGCGGUGGAAAAGUCCGUGCAUGGCAAGUUGUGAAGGAGCUCGGGUUGUUUGGCUUGUACAAAGGUGCACGAGCAUGUUUACUCCGUGAUGUACCAUUUUCAGCUAUUUAUUUCCCCGCUUAUGCACACACGAAAGCAGCGUUUGCCGAUGAAGAUGGCUACAAUCAUCCGCUUAGUUUGCUUGCUGCUGGUGCAAUUGCAGGUAUACCUGCCGCAUCGCUUGUAACACCUGCCGACGUCAUCAAGACGCGAUUGCAAGUAGCUGCACGUCAAGGUCAAACGACAUACUCGGGUGUGAUGGAUGCGGCAUCGAAAAUAAUGCGCGAAGAAGGUCCUCGUGCAUUCUGGAAAGGAACAAUGGCUCGUGUAUUCCGUUCAUCACCACAAUUUGGUGUCACAUUGGUCACGUAUGAAUUGUUGCAACGAAUGUUCUACGUUGAUUUCGGAGGUUCAAGGCCGAGUGGUUCGGAUGUAACGAAAACAUCAUCAACACUUGACACCACCAAAGUUCAAGUGAAUGCCGAUCAUAUCGGCGGUUAUCGUGCGGCUGUUCCAUUGAUUACUGGCAUCGAAACCAAAUUCGGUUUAAGCUUUCCCAAAUUUGCAUCAACAAUCCAACUAAAAUCCACAUAAAUUUGUGUUGGAAAAUCUCAAAACAAAAAUUUUAUUAAUUAAAUUGCAUUUGAAAUUUUUUUUCAUUAAAAACAAUGAUUUUGGACAUAAACACGAA